This is a messenger RNA of Sinocyclocheilus rhinocerous, 2579 nucleotides long. Its product is annotated as calcium-independent phospholipase A2-gamma. The transcript has 12 exons. Lineage: Eukaryota; Metazoa; Chordata; Actinopteri; Cypriniformes; Cyprinidae. Gene Ontology annotation, biological process: arachidonate metabolic process. The coding region runs from base 205 to 2412 and encodes 735 amino acids. The record is from RefSeq and is a predicted model, not a curated record. Gene Ontology annotation, cellular component: membrane.
UCGCCCAAUCAAACACGCCGUUGGGUGUCACGUGGCCGAAUGCGGAAGUGCGCGCUGUGUUUAUCGAAUGACCCGCAAACAACUGUUAAUAACCAGCUAACUUAGUAUAAUAACCGACGCCCAGCCUUCAUUAUGCGCGUUUAACCAGCAGGUAUCUGAAGGCUGAUGAGGAGCUUUCUGAAAGUGAGCUGAAGAACCGUCACCAUGACCGUGGUCUGCCUGCUGGACGGCUGCGCACUGCGUUUGUGCCACAGACCGGGACCUGUGUCCGCCGUCCUGUCCGCAUCCCCGCUGAGGAGCCCGACCUGUAGGAAGAGCUGGAGGCCCGGGCGCAGCCGGAGGUUCUGGUUCUGCAGGGCAGGAUCGUACGCAAACGUCUCCGCCUUCAGCACGUCGACGCGCCGCGGGGCAGCCGACCUGAGAUAUCACGCGUCCCGUCUGAGGAGCGUUCUGGACUCAGCCUGGAAAGCAGCGAGUGGGACGCGACUCAUAGCCGAGGAGACCUCGAGCCCGCCUGCUGCUCCGCCCCCCACACUUGUUGCUACGACAACUGAGAUCCAGGAAGAGAAGGUGUGCAGAGUGACCGGAGCAGCCCCGCCCACUACUCAACAGGCUCCGCCCUCAGCAAUUGUUGCAACGGCAACUGAGGUACAGAAAGAGAGGGAGUGCGGAGUAACUGGAACAGCCCCGCCCACUAUACCACAGGCUCCACCCACCGAACAGGCCACGCCCCUCUUCCACCCAGGCUCCCUCAGCGUUUAUCUGGGCGAGACUUACGACUAUGUGUCUCAGCAUAUCAACUCUUACUUCAGCAGCUUAACUAAACCCGGCCCAGAUGUCACCCAGCCCACGUCCUCUCGCCCGGAAACGCCUCGCGCCGAACCCUCUUUCUCUCUCGGAAAAGGACUCGGGAGCUACUUGAACUACUCGCCGCCGAGCGUCCAGGGCUUCAUAGGGAACUACAUUACGCCGCUGGUCCCCCGGUUCAGAACGGAGCCCAAAAGCACGUCGGUGGAGGCGGAUGAAGCUGCUUCUGAUGAUGCUGAACGCAAGGAAACGGUCCAGAGUGAAGAUCAGAGAGCGGCGGAGGAGAGAGCCAGACGCCUGCAGCUCCAGAGAGAGAAGAUCGUGGCGCGGGUGAGCGUGGAUAACCGGACUCGGGCUCUGGUUCAGGCUCUGCGCCGGGCGUCAGACGUGCGGCUCUACAUCCGUCGGGUGGAGGAUCUCAGUCUCCAUCUGCUGGAGUUCCCAGAAACACGAUCGGUGGCCGUCAAGGAGCGUGUGAUCCCGUGUCUGCUGCGUCUGCGUCAGGCCGGUGACGUGUGUCUGCAGUCCGCGGUCCGACAGGCUCUGGCUCUGCUGGGCUUCACUGAGCCCGUGAGGAAGCGUGGCAUCCGGAUCCUGGCCAUCGACGGAGGGGGGACCCGGGGUCUGCUGGCCCUUCAGACGCUGUGCCGCUUACAGGAGCUGUCAGGAAAACCUGUCCAUCAGCUGUUCGACUACAUCUGUGGCGUCAGCACAGGUGCGAUCCUGGGCUUCAUGCUGGGUGUCUUCCAGAUCCCGCUGAAGGACUGUGAGGAUCUCUACAGGACGCUGAGCUCAGACGUCUUCAAGCAGAACCUGAUCGUGGGAACGGUGAAGAUGAGCUGGAGUCACGCUUUCUACGACAGCCAGAUCUGGGAGAAAGUGCUGAAGGAGAAGAUGGGCUCGGACCUGCUGAUCCAGACGGCUCGCAACCCCGACUGUCCCAAACAGGUGGCGGCUGUGAGCACAGUGGUGAACCGCGCUCCUCCGGUGAAGGCCUUCGUCUUCAGGAACUACAGCCUGCCGGUGGGGGUGCGGUCGCAUUACCGCGGCUCCUGCAGACACCGGCUGUGGGAGGCCAUCCGAGCCUCGUCUGCGGCGCCGGGAUACUUCCAGGAGUUCGCUCUGGGAGACGACCUGCACCAGGACGGCGGGAUGCUGAUCAACAACCCCACGGCUCUGGCCAUCCACGAGUGUCAGUGUCUGUGGCCGGACGUCCCGCUGCAGUGCGUGGUGUCUCUGGGGACGGGACGCAUCCAGACGGCCGGCAGGACCAGCGUCUCCUACACCAGCCUGAAGACCAAACUCAGCCACGUCAUCAGCAGCGCCACCGACACCGAGGAAGUGCACACUAUGCUGGACGCUCUGCUCCCGCCGAACACGUACUUCCGCUUUAACCCCUACAUGAGCGAGGACGUGGCUCUGGACGAGAGCCGAGAGGAGAAGCUCUCACAGCUGCAGGCCGAGGGUCUUCAGUAUCUGGAGAGGAACCAGGAGAAACUCCAGCGAGCCGUCAGCGAGCUCACGCGAGACAAGAGCUCCACGCAGAGACUGAGCGAGUGGCUGCGGCUCAGAGCGCUCAUGCACCAGGGGUUCUACAAGAUCUAGAGGAAGCACGCUCUGGAUCACUGAUGGGACUGUGGAUCUGAGGAGCUUCAUGAGGGACACAGUUAAAGACUCGCGCUCAGGGACUGACUCGGUUCAGAUCAUCAGGGCAAUAGACCACUGUUUUAUUUUAUUUAUAUUAUUUUUUUAUUCAUUUUAUAUUAUUUUAU